Cuscuta europaea is the source of this 1909-nucleotide messenger RNA. Lineage: Eukaryota; Viridiplantae; Streptophyta; Magnoliopsida; Solanales; Convolvulaceae. The record is from the annotation of a GenBank genome assembly.
GCGUUAGUGGACCAUGAUUAAUUCAUGAGAUCCUUACCUUUUUUAUAUAUUAAGGUGUAUACUACCUAUAUUUGACCAUUGCUUUGUAUGAAGAGGGCAAGCAAAUAACACGAAAAACAAUUUCAUUCCCAACUGUUUAGUACGUUUCCAUUUUACAUGGCAUCAGAGCCAAACGUUCUCUGAGACCUGCGUUUUUUUUUCUUUUUUUUUCUGUGCGACGAAACAAAUGGGUGAGCCUAUCACCAAGACAACCGACGACGGAACUAAGAACGACAACAACAAUUCUGUUCCUAAGCAGUAUAGGCGCAGAAUAAAUGAUCUGGCAUCCUCGUUUUAUUUACCGACCAAUGACAUCCCAGGCGUGAAUAUCUGCGGCAUAACGCUCAAAGGGGACGUGAAUUACCAGGAAUGGUCAACCGCCAUGCGCAAUGCCUUCACAGCGAAAAGGAAGCUUCCUUUUCUUGACGGGACGAUUGAGAUACCAGAUGAUGAACACGGGUCGGAUGACUGGCCGUGUGUGAACUCCAUGUUGGUUGGAUGGUUGAUGACGUCCAUCGAUUCAUCUCUACGAACGACCAUUGCUUACAUGGACUCUGCUCAAGAUCUAUGGGAGGAUGUCAAACUCCGCUUCGAGGUGGCUGAUGGGGUACGUUUUCACAAACUGAAAGAAGCCAUUCAAUCAUGCCGACAAGGAGACCAAACGGUGACGGAAUAUUUUGGCCGCCUGAGAAUGCUUUGGGAUGACUUUGAUGGGUAUCGUACGAUACCCAAGUGUAAGUGUGGAGGAUGCAAAUGUGAUUUGGAGAAACAAUUUAUGGCGGCAGUGGAGAAAGAAAAGGUGCAUGAAUUCUUGAUGGGUUUGAACGGUGCUACGUUUGGCGGACUUAGGUCUAACAUUCUCAGCGAAUCCAAAUUGACAUCCCUCAGCCGAGUGUAUCAUAUGAUGAUACAAGAAGAGCGGCACAAGAAUGUGACGAGGAUGCAUGAUGCCAAAACCGAGGUUGCCGCCUUCGCCGUUCGGUUUGAUGACCGGAGGAAGCCCAACAAAGAAAAGAUGUUUUGUUCCUUUUCUAAAAAGGACGGACAUGAAAGAAAUAAUUGUUUUAAGCUAACCGGUGAGUAUCCCGAAUGGUGGUUCGCUAACAAAGAAGGAAAGGGACGUGGAAAGCCUCCUGGACAUGUGACUGGGCGUGACAAAAAUGGUGGUGUAAAGGAAGCACGUGUGCAUGGUGUUUUGCAUGAAGAAGUGUCGGCAGAAGAAAACAAAAAUGACAAACCGGAUUUUACUUCCCUGGCAGAACAAUGGGCAUCAUUCUUUUCAUUUAUGAACAAUUCCAAAAAGAUAGGUGACUCAGUUGAAAAACUAUCAGGUACAAAAAAAUAUGGACUCUUGGCUUCAUGAUACGGGAGCCUCCUAUCAUAUGAUUGGGGAUUAUUCGCUAUUAUUUAAUUUACAGAAAAUUUCUUCCUCUCCAGUUGCUCUACCAAAUGGGGAGAAAACCGAGGCCACACAUAUAGGACCACACUUUGUAGAUGCAGAUUGGAAUGGGUGAACGUCGGGGUGGGGUCUAUUAUUUAUGUGGAACUGGGAGUGCACGUGUUUCACAUGUGGGAAGCUUGGAUGGAAUUAAUUUGUGGCAUCAACGAUUGGGUCAUCCGUCCCUCAGAGUGGUUCGUUUGCUUCCAAUUCCGUUCAAGAAUUCUAGUUCUUUUAAUUAUAAGAAUAAGACUUGUGAUGUUUGCAUGAAAGCCAAACAAACAAGAUUCUCUUUCCUUGUUAGUUCAAACUGUGCUUUAAAUAAAUUUGAGUUGAUUCACUGUGAUGUUUGGGGACCCUAUCGUGAAUCUAGUACGUGUGGAUCACAUUAUUUUCUGACCAUUGUUGAUGAUUAUUCUCGGGCGGUUUGGG